Messenger RNA from Bombus pyrosoma, 435 nucleotides. RefSeq names its product vicilin-like seed storage protein At2g18540. The transcript has a single exon. The record is from RefSeq and is a predicted model, not a curated record. Lineage: Eukaryota; Metazoa; Arthropoda; Insecta; Hymenoptera; Apidae. Bases 1 to 435 code for a protein of 144 amino acids.
AUGGAAGCAAAAGAAGAGCAAGAAAAGAUGACAGUAGACAAAAUUAUAGAAGAAAGGAGAAAGAGAGAAGCAGAAGAGAGGAGGAAAAGGAUAAGGGAAUCAAAAUAUAACAAACAUUAUAGAAAAAUCGCCAAAGAGGAGUUACCAAAAUACUUAGAAGGGAGGAUGAAAUGGAAAGACAGAAAAAUAUUAGCAAGAUUCAGAUGUGGAAACGAAACCAAAGCAAGGGAAUACUGGAAAGAAGAGGGAGAAAAAAGAUGCAGGCUAUGUAAAAGGAAAGAAAAAGACCUGAGACACGUAAUAAAAGAGUGCGAAAUAACGGAAGGAUCAAAGGACACAGAAAAAAUACUAAAGAAGACUGGAGAAGAACUAAUAGAAUUGAAAACAAUAAUGGCGAAGAGAAGGGCAAUACAAGACGGGGAGGAACGACAAUAA